Messenger RNA from Rodentolepis nana, 732 nucleotides. Lineage: Eukaryota; Metazoa; Platyhelminthes; Cestoda; Cyclophyllidea; Hymenolepididae. The record is from the annotation of a GenBank genome assembly.
AUGGAACCAAGACUCGGUAUAUCGGUGGAAGAGAGUUCUCCUACAAUCAAUAAAUCCAAUUGUCUUGCGAGACAACAAAAUGACAAUGAAUGCUUUUUACCACCUCUUCCUUCUAUUGAGCAAAUGCGAAUGGAUGUUGCCAAUGCCACAAGUGAACUUCAACAGGCCUUUUUCCAAAAUCAAAAGCACAAUCUGGAUCCGGAAGUUGAAUGGCAUAAGGGUGGGGAAAAUGCAUUAGAUGACUUGAAGAAAAAUCAGCUGGAAAGGAUUGACGAUUCAAGGCCAAGGACACAAGAAGAGACCGUGUGUGAAGAACUAAUAAUUAAUGGGAAGAAGUACAGACACACCUUCCAAAAAAGAGUUGUUCUUGAGAGCCAGAAGACCCGUGAGAUUUUCAUAUUGCCUGCUAGUUCUGAUAGCACAAGACCUAUUGAAAAUUCACCACUUAAAGACAACUAUGCCUCUUCGAACUUUGAUCGAUACCAUCGGGCAUUUGAGGAGAACGGGGCCCGUCUGGAUUUGCAGGUACAUAACCAAGAGGGAGAUUUCAGCCCAAUGCUUGUGGUAGCUCCGCAUGGAGAAUCACCAGAUGGUCCUAGGUCUCCAUCGAUUGGAAUGUGUAGAAGUUCGGAGAGUAAGGAACAGAGUUGUCAAGAUUCCGUCUCCCCUACGCUGUCUCGAGAAGAGACUGGUAACUCCUGUGAUAAUCCGCUUGGUAAGAUUACGCUUUAG